Molecule: messenger RNA, 2481 nt
Organism: Pecten maximus
Lineage: Eukaryota; Metazoa; Mollusca; Bivalvia; Pectinida; Pectinidae
Product: choline transporter-like protein 4
Exons: 22
Coding region: 125-2398 (757 amino acids)
Biological process (GO): transmembrane transport
Cellular component (GO): membrane
Molecular function (GO): transmembrane transporter activity
Source: RefSeq, a predicted model, not a curated record
UUUAAUACGUCAGUAGGUAGAGAAAGCACUUACUCUACACAGUACGGGACAUUUUACAGGACACACUUUACACAGAUAGGACAUAUUACACUCUGAGUGUUCACUGUUUUCGGAUUUAUACAAAAUGUGUGGUGGUAGUAAGGUAGAGGAUAUAGAAGAAGAGGAUGGAAAAGACGAAAAGAAAAAAGUAGAUGCCGGGGAGCCAAGAAAAUAUGAUCCAAACUUCAAAGGUCCACUGAAGAAUCGGUCCUGUACAGAUAUAAUAUGCUGUCUCCUCUUCCUCUUCUUCCUCUCGGGAAUGGCGGUGUGUUCCAUCCUCGGUUUUACCCGAGGAAACCCUUACAAGUUGAUCUACCCUACUGACAGCUCCGGCAACGUAUGUGGACUUGACUCCAAAGCGGGUAAACCAUACCUGAUGUAUUUUGAUGUCCUACAAUGUGCUAAGAUGGGAGCAAACGCUAUUGUUGCAGGCUGUCCGACGCCACAGGUAUGUGUGUCAUCAUGUACCACGGACUACUGGGUUUAUCUGGAGGCUAUAGCAACCACCAGUACAUCCGGACUUCUCUGUAAGGACUCCAUAGAUACAACAUCAGUCUCGUACACACAAAUCAGUAGCCUUGUGUCAAAUGACGACUGCGCAGCCUACUAUGUAAAGAAUACUCCAAUUGUUGGUCGUUGUGUGCCCUCGUUCUUUCUGGAAAUCACAAAUUAUGCCUCUAACCUACAAACCUCUGGGUCCUACAACCUGACGACGUCAAGUGGUGGAUCUGUCACAGCCAAUGAAAUGACAGAUGCCAGCUAUUACCUGGCUAAAUUUUACACUGCCACGCAGUAUAUAGAGAUGGUCUUCAAGGACAUUGUGGCGUCUUGGUGGCUCCUGCUGGUGUUUGCGGGUAUCGCCAUGGUAGCAUGCUUCAUUUGGAUCAUUCUGCUGCGUUGGAUUGCAGGCGUUAUGGUCUGGAUCAGCGUAGUUCUGGUGUUCGGACUUCUCGGAUUCGCAUGUUACUACAGCUAUUCGCAGUACUAUGAACUGAAGAAUCAGAACAGUACCGCUACCUACGGAGUGUCUGAAGCUUUCGCCCUCAACUUCAGUUACUACCUCCAGCUCAAGGAGACUUGGCACUAUUAUGUAUUGUACACAAUCACCUCUGUUUCAGCCUGUUCUACUGCAACAUUCCUGGUCAUUUUCCUCCUGAUAUUCAUUUUCCUGGUGAAGAGAAUUUGCAUAGCCAUUGAACUGAUCAAAGAAGCCAGCAGAGCUAUCGGCCACAUGAUCUUCACACUGAUUUGGCCAAUCUUCCCAUUCAUCCUUCAAGUCUGCGUGGUUGGUUACUUUGGAGUCAGUGUUGCCUAUAUAGCGUCCAUGGGUGAUGCCCAGUAUUACAACAACUCGACCAACACUUCGACUGACGGUGUCAACUACUACCUUGAGAGGGUCACCUGUUCACCUAAUGACACAACUCUCGGCUCAUUGUGCGAUUUUGUCAAGUAUGGUGGGACAGAGUAUAUAAUACCUAUGCAGGUCUUCAUGUUAUUCAUGUUCCUGUGGCUUAACAAUUUUGUGAUUGCGUUUGGACAAAUGGUCCUAGCUGGUUCAUUCGCCUCGUAUUACUGGGCCUUUGAAAAGCCAAAGGAUAUUCCUCAUUUCCCUAUAACUGGAUCUAUCUGGAGAGCUUUGAGGUACCACACCGGGUCACUAGCAUUUGGUUCGCUCAUACUGGCUAUCAUCCAGUUCAUCAGGAUUGUGCUGGAGUACCUUGACCACAAACUUAAAGACAGUGAAAAUAGGGUGGCUAGAUUUUUUGUCAAAUGUUUAAAAUGCUGCUUCUGGUGUCUUGAAAAGUGUGUAAAAUUUCUGAACAGAAACGCAUACAUAAUAGUUGCAGUUUAUGGGAAGAAUUUCUGUUCAGCAGCGAAAGAUGCAUUCUUUCUGAUACUUCGAAAUGUUGUAAGGGCUGUUGUGCUUGACAAGCUUACUGACUAUGUAUUGUUCCUGAGCAAACUUGUGGCUACAGCUGGAGUUGGUGUUGGUUCAUACUUUUGGUUCCAGGGAAAGAUUAAUUUCUUUUCCGGCUAUGUGCCUACGCUCAAUUUUUACAUUACACCAAUCGUGAUUGUAAUCAUCGGUACAUUCCUGAUUACGUGUGCAUUCUUCAGUGUCUACACGAUGGCAGUUGACACCUUGUUCCUCUGCUUUUUGGAGGACCUUGAAAUGCAUGAUGGUUCCGCUGAGAAACCUUACUUCAUGAGCAAAGGUCUGAUGAAGAUAAUCGGCAAAAAGAACAAAUUUGAGGACCCAGAAGAGAAUGACAAAAAAGCUAAACAAAUCCAAAGGCAAAAAGGAAAAAUAGAUGAUAAAAAUAUAAUUGAUAUUCUGUUUUAUCAGAAAUUCACUUAAGCAUUGAUGUCAUUUUUUUUAGUUUUCAUCGGGGUAUGAAACAAAUUUUGUUCGCAAACUGUAUGAAUCCGAUGAAACUAAAA